Messenger RNA from Prosopis cineraria, 2284 nucleotides. Its product is annotated as cationic amino acid transporter 5-like. Bases 370 to 2142 code for a protein of 590 amino acids. Lineage: Eukaryota; Viridiplantae; Streptophyta; Magnoliopsida; Fabales; Fabaceae. The transcript has 3 exons. Gene Ontology annotation, cellular component: plasma membrane. Gene Ontology annotation, molecular function: L-lysine transmembrane transporter activity; L-glutamate transmembrane transporter activity. Gene Ontology annotation, biological process: amino acid transport; transmembrane transport. The record is from RefSeq and is a predicted model, not a curated record.
AAAUUUGUUUGAUAAUGCGUUUUAAAAAAUAAAAAAAUAAAAUAUUAUUUUAAAAAACAGAAAAAUAAAAAUAAUUUUAAGGUGUUCUGAAAUUAUUAUUUUAAAAAAUAAAAAAAUAAUAAAAAUAAUUUUUAUUAUUUUUUUAUUCUCAAAACAUGAUUUACAAAAAAUAUUAAUUUUUAAAAUAAUAAAACAAAAAUAAUUUUAAAUAGUUUCAUAGCUACUUCAUGGAGGGUUAAUUUUUAUGCAAUAGUCUACGUACAUCAUGCUAACAGCGUUUUACAUUCUACUUAUCUACUUACAUUCUAAUCCACUCGUCAAUUUCACUGAAUCAUCACCAAGCACGUGUAACAGACAACAGUAGCUUCCAUGGAAGACCAUCCUUUGCAGAGAAGCUACUGGAAAAGAUGGAGCAAGGAAGAUUUCUUCCCUGAAGAAUCCUUCCGGAGUUUGACAACCUACCAAACUGCACUAUCUCAGACGUUGGUGAGAUUCAAGGAUCGUCUGCUGAGCAGAUCCGACGACACCACCGAGACUGAUGAAAUUAGAAAAGAAAGCGAGAACGACAUGAAACGCUGCCUCAACUGGUGGGACCUCAUCUGGUUCGGCCUUGGCUCCGCCAUCGGCGCCGGAAUCUUCGUCCUCACCGGUCAAGAAGCUCACGACCACGCCGGACCCGCCAUUGUCUUGUCCUACGUCGCCUCCGCCAUCUCCGCCAUGCUCUCUGUUUUCUGCUACACAGAGUUUGCUGUGGAAAUCCCCGUUGCAGGUGGAUCAUUUGCAUAUCUGAGAGUGGAACUCGGAGAUUUUGCAGCAUUCAUAGCAGCAGGAAACAUUCUGCUAGAAAGCAUAAUAGGAAGUGCGGCAGUAGCAAGAGGAUGGACCUCUUACUUCACAACCCUUCUGAAUCGUCCCUCUAAUUCACUUCGUAUCAGAACAAAUCUCAAAGAUGGCUACAACUUACUAGAUCCAAUAGCCGUUGUGGUGCUGGUCAUUCUAUCCACAAUCGCCAUGAUCAGCACCAGAAAAACCUCGUACCUUAACUGGAUAGCAUCAGGAAUCAACACUUUUGUCAUCAUCUUUGUUAUAGUCCUAGGUUUUUCUCAUGCGAAUACCUCAAACUUGUCGCCUUUCUUGCCUUAUGGGAUUGAAGGGGUUUUCAAAGCAGCGGCUGUGGUUUAUUUUGGAUAUACUGGGUUUGAGAAUGUUGCGACUAUGGCUGAAGAGACUAAGAAGCCAUCGAGGGAUAUACCAAUUGGCUUACUUGGCUCAAUGUCUUUGAUCACUGUGAUUUACUGUUUGAUGGCACUCUCAUUGAGUAUGAUGCAGAAUUAUACAGGGAUAGACCGAAACGCAGCGUUUUCUGUGGCUUUUGGGAGUGUGGGAAUGAAAUGGGCAAAGUAUGUGGUGGCUUUUGGUGCAUUGAAAGGCAUGACCACUGUGCUUUUGGUGGGAGCGCUAGGACAGGGACGAUAUGUCACGCAUAUUGCACGUGCUCAUAUGAUUCCACCAUGGUUUGCUCUGGUGCAUCCCAAAACAGGAACCCCAAUAAAUGCUACACUUCUGAUCACCAUCUCAGCUGCCUGCAUCGCAUUUUUCUCAAGUUUGGAUGUAUUGGCAAGCUUGUUGUCAAUAAGCACAUUAUUUAUCUUCAUGAUGAUGGCUGUGGCUCUUCUUGUGAGAAGAUACUAUGUGAGGGGAGUCACACCAACUCACAACCUGAUGAAGCUAGUCAUCCUCUUGGUUCUCAUUGUUUCUUCUUCAAUGGCUACUUCAGCUUAUUGGGGUCUGAGACCUAAGAAUGGUUGGGUGGGAUACACCAUAACUGUUCCUCUAUGGUUCUUGGCCACUUUAGGACUGUCCUUAUUGCUGACUCAGCAAAGGGCACCAAGGGUUUGGGGGGUACCCCUUGUCCCUUGGCUGCCAUCUUUGUCUAUAGCAACAAAUAUUUUUUUGAUGGGAUCCUUAGGGACUGAUGCAUUUAUAAGGUUUGGAAUUUGCACUGCUGUGAUGCUAAUCUAUUAUGUGUUCUUUGGGCUUCAUGCUACUUAUGAUAUGGCUCAUCAUCGCCAACAAGAGAAGAAUAAGAUUUUGGAUCCAUUGAAAGCAAAGAAAGAGACCUUAGACAAUGCAAGGCCUUAGUUUAUUAAUUAAUGUAUGUUCUUUCUACAAUAACCUCUACGUGUACAUAUGAAAGUUUACAUCUAAAAGAGUUUCAUUAUGGAUGGGGAAAAAUUAAAAAGGCUACUUAUAAUAUAAUUUGUUAUUGGACAAUAUUAGAAUA